Molecule: messenger RNA, 1131 nt
Organism: Gekko japonicus
Lineage: Eukaryota; Metazoa; Chordata; Lepidosauria; Squamata; Gekkonidae
Gene: ZPBP
Product: zona pellucida binding protein
Exons: 10
Coding region: 1-1131 (376 amino acids)
Biological process (GO): acrosome assembly; binding of sperm to zona pellucida
Cellular component (GO): extracellular region; zona pellucida receptor complex; acrosomal vesicle
Source: RefSeq, a predicted model, not a curated record
AUGCGGCGCCGGGGACGGCGGAGGAGACCCGGGCCCUCCUCCGCCCUCGCAGGCUCCCAGGGCCGCCUCCUCGGCCUGGCGCUGAUGCUGGCCCUGGGGCUCCCCUCAGGAUUGUUUGCCCCAAAAUCGGCCAACGUUCAUUGUUCUUCCGGUAUAGAUCCUAAUGGAGUGAAAGUUGUAGGAUCAACCAAUUUGCCAGUCAAAGUUUAUGUCAAGAUGAAUUUCAACAGCCCACGUAUUCUAUGCAUUACGAGUCACCUAAGAAAUUCUGAAUUGAUCGACCCAAUAUUCCAGUGGCAUGGACCAGGAGGUGACAUGGUCACAGAAAAUCAGACUGUGAAAAUAACACCAACAGGAACUUUGCUAUUCCGGCAGUUUAAACCGGAGAUGAGUGGAGUCUACACAUGUUCCCUUGUAUUUAAGCCAACCACCGAGCAAUCUGAGAAGAGCUAUUUGAUCAAAUACGUUCUUUAUGGGCCGGCACACCUGCUAGGCGAACUAGGCAUUCGCCUAGAGUGCGGGCUGGCCCUAGGGGUGCCAAACAGGUCCCAGCCCCCCCGGCCAAAGCCCCCCAGCCUCCACCAAAAGCAGGCUUUUAUAGUCCGCUAUCACGCAGCUCCCUGCAACAGUAUCUACAAUACAUCCUUUGAGAAGAAGUUGCUUCAGAUCCUGAGCAAGCUGGUCGUCGGGCUAUCCUGUGAGAUUGCAUUACAGACGUCCGAGUGCCAUCAUGUCAAAAUGCAGAGAGCGGGAUUGCAAAACGUGCUCUUCUUUACCUUUACAGUUUCUUCUCUAGAACCGGAGAAAGGCAAAAGUACAUGUGAGAAGAGUGCGUGCGACAUAUCAAGAAGGUUACGAAAGGCGAAAGACCUAAUAGAGAAAUUUUUUAACCAACAAGUUCAAGUUCUUGGAAAACAGAAACCCCCCCUGCCUGAGAUCUACUAUAUUGAAGGCACUCUGCAAAUGGUGUGGAUUAACCGCUGUGCUCCGGGCUAUGGAAUCAACCCUCUGCUGCACCCAGAUUGUCCUCAUUGCUGCGUGGUUUGCAGUCCAGGAUCAUACAACCCUCGCGAAGGCGUUCACUGCCUCCAGUGCAACAAAAGUUUGGCCUAUGGAUCAAAAACCUGUUAG